This is a messenger RNA of Xenopus laevis (African clawed frog), 7496 nucleotides long. It is a transcript of the gene peak1.L, whose product is annotated as pseudopodium-enriched atypical kinase 1 L homeolog. Gene Ontology annotation, molecular function: kinase activity; protein tyrosine kinase activity; ATP binding. The transcript is spliced from 5 exons. The coding region runs from base 537 to 4886 and encodes 1449 amino acids. Gene Ontology annotation, cellular component: focal adhesion; actin cytoskeleton. The record is from RefSeq and is a predicted model, not a curated record. NCBI's taxonomy places the organism in Eukaryota, Metazoa, Chordata, Amphibia, Anura, Pipidae.
GCUGCUCUUCCCUGUGCUUCCAGUAGGGGGAGAAGGAGAGAAAGCCCCACACAUACACACGCUGGCUUUCAGACACAGACAGGCCAGCUAACACACACAUGCACACAUCUGACACAAGCACACCGCACAACGCUCACACACAAUACACUCACAUGUACACUAACAUCAGUGCUACCGGCCGGCGCAUCGAUCCAUGAGGAAGGCCAAGGAGCAGCCCGCACUACAUUUAGAUGUGACACACAUAAAGAGCUCUGUCACAUUCAGACAUCUCUGACACACGCUUAUGUCACAUUCAGACCCAGAGUCGUGUCCUACACACAGAUACAAGUGACAGGCGCACGGCUGAAUCACACACACAGCUGUCACACAGACACGGCUGCUCAUUGCUCUCAGUCCGCCGGGAGCACGGCUACAGGAGGCAGCGCAUUCUGGUCUUUGAGCUGGGUGCCUGUGAUGAUCAUGUGAUUAAUGUGGAUCCUGUUACCCUGUGGGCUCCUCUUCAUAUCCUGGGGCAAUGCUCUACAGUGCCUGUCAGAAUGUCAGCCUGCAGCUCAUUCACAGAGCAUGUCUGGAAACCAGGGGAGUGCAAGAACUGCUUUCAGCCCAAGGGGCAGCACCAACUGUCAGCUCUUAAUAGGGGCAAUCCUGCACAGCCUCCUCCUCCACCACCCCCACCACCGCCUUACAGAGGGUAUCAUGCCAAGAUCAUCUCCAAUCAGAGGUCACGGGCAGCCACAGGGUUUAGACCCCCUGUGGCCAAAAAGCCUACCAUUGCUGUUAAACCCACCAUGAUGGCAGUUGAGGGAGCGUCUUGCCAGCCAACCCAUGGCCAAGCCAGAGCAAUUUUGCCUCAACAACCACCUCAAACCCAAACACAGGUUACAGUCUGUAGUGAUGAUCAAACAAAUAACAACACAGGUGCUGAGCCACGUAUUGCAAACAACAAUCUCAUGAGCAGUAGUGGACUAACAGAGGUGCUAAAAGAGAUUGCAGGAUUGGGGAGCACACCUGAUUACAGGCCUCCCCCAGAAACCACAACCCGUGAGAUUUUUCUCUGCAGGAUCAAUCAAUGUUACCGGCGUUCUCUUGAAAGAAAACCCUCAGCAAGCUGCCUCUCUGGAAGUCGUCAUGAUGUGGGAGAGGCAAAAAGAGCUGUGCGGCGAGUGGCAGUAUGUGGAGAAGAGGGGGCAGUCAUCAGCUGGGAUGGGGGACGCUUCUGUUACCCAGAGUUCUCCAGUGGUGACGAGAGCUGGGAUGAUGAAGGUGAGAUUGAGAGAGGGGAACGGGAGAGUUGGGAAGAGAGUGAUGAGGAACUCCUGGCCAUGGAAAUACGAAUGAGGGGACAGCCACGUUUCGCUAAUUUACAGGGGGGCAGUCUUUCUCCAGUACCUGGCCGUCCAGGUGGGAGAGAAAAGUGGAACACUGUGCCUUUGCGCCAAAAGUCAUUGCAAAGGGUUUGUGCUGUGGAUUAUGAUGAUAGUUAUGAUGAGAUUUUAAAUGGCUGUGAUGUGGCUGAAGACAGGACUGCUAUAUGUCCUUCACCUGAUCCGUCCAUGACUGAGUCUUUUUCCUGUCCCCCUUCUUCUUCCUCCUCCUCCUCUUCUUCUUCAGGGGGGUUAUUUUGUAAUGGUGAAGUAUUAUCAGAUAAAGCAGGACAAGAGGGUUCAGAAGCUGUCACACAAAGUGCAGUUCAGGAUUGUGGUAUGGCUCAAGCUAAGCCUUAUCGUGUUGUGAGUCUGGAACAACCAGUCUGUAAGCCUUAUACAGUGGUUGAUGUGUCAGCAGCUAUGGCCAGUGACCGGUUACAUCAGCCCAACACCAGGUUAAAGAAGGCAACUGCAACUCGUUACCAGGAGGUGUGGACAUCCAGUACUAGCCCUCGACAGAAGAUUGCAAAGAAUGAGGUGGUAGAGGAACCCAAACGUAGCUGCCACAAAUCUGCUCCCACCUCUCCUACCACUGGGUUGAGUGCCAACACUGUACCUGUCCGAUCACCAAACUUGUCAGAAAUUAAGUUCAACAGUUAUAACAAUGCUGGCAUGCCACCCUUUCCAAUUAUAAUCCAUGAUGAACCAGAAUAUGCUCACAGCUGUAAGAGUGCUGACAAAGUGCCUAUACUUAUUAAUCCUGGGGCCUAUGACAACCUUGCUAUAUACCGUAGCUUUGUGGGGGCAAGUGGGGUGUCUCCAAUUCCCCCUGAAAAAGAAAACAGAUCAACUAGUAGUGUUCUCAGCCACACAUAUGAGGAGAUAGAAACCCCAGCGAAAGGGCAGAAAAAGCAGGCUUCUUUCAGUGAAAUUACACAGGAGGUUAAUGGUUGUCCCAGAGAGAGUGCCAACCGGGUGCUUUCUCAGAUUGUGGCAUCCAUACAACCUCCACGCUCUCCUCCAGAGCCUGUCUCUCCUGAGUCUGCCAGUACUGAGAAACCAGCCUUACCAGAGCAACACCUUGAUCCUGAAUCUCCACAAGGUUCACUGGAAAGACCCAAGACGCUUUUUACCUCACAGAGUGAUAUGACAGGAACUCUCAGCUUUAAAAAGGUAUCUCCAGUGUCUUCCUCUGAAGUGAGCCCAACAACUCAUGGCACUAAUGAACCCCUGCCACCAUUUCCCCCUCCACGUUCAACUUCUUCUCCCUAUCAUGCGACCAUGCUGCAGAAACAUUUUGCAACAAGGGGUAAACCUGCUGGCGCCAAUCGCCCGUCACCAACUGAAUGUACGACACAACCUCGCCGACAGACAGAUGGAAAGCCACGCCGAUGGAUAUCUUUCAAAAGCUUCUUCAAAAGAAAAAAGGACGGAACUGGGCACAGUGCAGGAGAGGAGAGGGGGGAAGAAGGCAAAUUAUUAGGGCUGGAUGGAACAGUUAUCCAUAUGCUUCCACCACCACCAGUUCAGCGCCACCAGUGGUUUAGUGAAAGCCAUGGAGAACAUGGAGAGAAACCAUCUAUUGUGUUCAUCUGCCCUCACGAAGAACAGAAAUUAACCAGCUGUCAGAAAGAAAAAGAGGACACAGAGAACCAAUCUAGCAGUAUUCCUGAUAUUAGACCAGAACAAGAACCCACCUCGCCUAUAGGAACACCUCUGACAACACCAUCCCCAGAUGAGCUGCUUGUUGUGGGCGAUUCUCUGCAGACGGCAGAACCUGACACGCAGGCUCAAGGGGAGUAUGUACCUGCCUCUGAUUGCUCAUCUGAAUGCAGUCCUGGGGGAGCAACCUACAGCAACCUAGGCCAAUCUCGUGCAAACAUGAUUCCAUAUAAGCAACCUCGUCAGACACGAGGAGGUAGCCCACCACAAGAUCUAGAGUCCCAUCCCACUCCUCCUCCCCUUCCUAAGAAGAACUUGACACCUCGCCAUGCAACCCCAGAAAAAAGAUCUGGAGCUCCACUGAGUCUGGCAAACCCUACUUAUGACACAGAACGCAAAUGGGAGGCAGCAGGAGAUGAGUCAGAUAAUUCUCUAGAGCGGGCCAAAAGUUGCGGUGGACAGAUUGCUGAGUUGCAGGCUGAAGCUUUAAGGAGAUUUUUUGCCCGCUGUGAAGACAUCUUCAUGGCAGGGCAAAGAGAGCCUGUAAACUUUGGAAUAGAGAGCUGGCCUGAUUUUCGACUGAUUAGUGCAACAAGCUGCUGCCUGGCUGGAGAUGCUGUCUAUUACCGGGCAUCAUACGCAAAGGACCUUGGCAAUCUCUAUGCUGUGAAGAUCUUUCGCAACAAGUCCAAGCAGGCCCAAAGGGAAUAUUACCAUUGCCUGGCAGUACGUCAGGGUCUUUCGGAGCACUUUAAUAUCCAGCAGGACUGUGGGCAUUUUCUAGCAGAGGUGCCUGCACGCCUGCUUCCAUGGGAAGAUCCUACUGUUUCAGAAGAUGAGGAGGAGGAGGAGGAAGAGGAGAAAGACGGAGAAAAAGUAUCUGACUCUACAGAAUUCAAGGUGGCUCAAGACAAACAAAAGAAAGAGCCUGCAUCAGGCCACCAGGGAUCACUUGGAAAACGUCGGAGCAGAAUAGUGGUUAUUACACGAGAACCACCCAAGCAAACUCUAGCGGACUUUGUUCGUGAGGGUGAAGAAAAGCACCGCAGAGAGCCAGAGGCAUAUGAGCGCCAAGUAUGUUUGCUUCUCCUUCAGCUGUGCGGUGCAUUGGAGCACUUAAAGGCGCAGGGCAUCACUCACUGUGAUUUACGUCUAGACAACUUACUAAUUGUUAACUGCAAACCUGUUGUGAAAGGAUGCAGCUGCUGUUCUAGUUUUUUUACAGCAGAACAGAGUGACAGCAGUAUGGUGAUGGGUUCUUUGGAAAAGAGGGCAACACCAUCAUGUCCUGGUCGCCUCCUUCUUACCAACUUCAGCCAGGCGAAAUUGAAGAGCCAAGCUGCUUGGCGUCCACAGGGUUUAGGGGAUCCUUCACGGCUAGCACCAGAGAUUGUUGGUGCUACACAGUAUCGGCGCAGUGAUGAAUUUCAGACAGGGAUUCUGAUCUAUGAGAUGUUGCACCUACCUAACCCAUUUCAAGAUGGAGGGCUAAAAGAAAAAGAAUAUGCCGCUUGUGAUUUGCCGGUGUUGCCACGCCGCUCUCCCUAUUCCCAUGGCCUAGGGCGUCUUGCUGGAUUACUUUUGCAGCACAGCCCUUCAGAUAGGUUGCAGGUGGGGCAAGCUAAAGGGGCCUUACGUUGUCUGAUAUGGGGACCUCGAGAUGAGGUACUCCAAGGGCCAGGAGCUCUUCAUAAUUGGCUUGAGGUAAAGAGAACACUGUUGCUUAUAAAGUUGGCCGAGAGAUCGCUAGAGAAGGAGGGAGGGGUGACUUUGGAAGACUGGCUGUGUUGUCAGUACCUGGCAUUUGGCACAGCACGGGGACUAGCACAGGCAAUUCGGCUACUGGAACAUCAUUGAAAGUAAUAUUCUCCCCUUGUCAUACACCCUCCAAAGUGUGUACAAUAGAUGAGACUUAACACAACAGGCUCCGUUUAAGAAGCUUGAACUUUCAGUGUUAUACCACUCCCUCAGUGCACACUUGGGCAGUUGACAACACGCACAUGCUUUUUGCACUCUUAAAGCUCUUUGAGCCUCUUCCACAGACAUAUACAUUGCUUUGCAUGUCUCAAAUACCCCCAUUUUCUUGUCUUCUUCAUAAUGGACACUGAGACACAAGUCUAUAAAAUACCCACGCAUUUAUUAAUUUAGCUAAAUAAAUAUAGUGAGGUUAUUUACCAUCUACCCAUCCUAAAUCUAUGUCUAAAUUAAUUCCAUUGAUAAGUGAUUUUCAUAGAUUGGUUCCUAUACUGAGAGGAACUUUCUGUAAAUUUUCUAUUGCCAAUUCCUCUAAUGCAGGUGAAUGUAGGCAUGGAGCACUAUGAAUGUAAUGGAACCUUUCAUGGAGGGAUGGAUAUAUAGCACAGCACCCAUAGGUCUGCUUUUUAUUUAUCCCAAGUAAUGACAAGAUUUGAAGCCUUAAUGUUUAAGUCUGGUCGAUAUGUAAAAUCUUACUUGUAUGUAAGAUCCAUUGUUUCAAUGAGGCAUGUGUCUCUCUGGUCUUGGGUUACACUAGUGAAGGCUUCCAUCAUGGGAGGCAGUUUCUUAGCCUAGUUGCUGCUGCAAGCUAAUACUCAGGGCCACAAAAUAAAGUAAAAUCUCUUAAAUCCAUUGCUGUUGGGGCUUUAGUACCGGCAACAGAUAUAUUGGGUGCCAACUAUAUUUGUAAGCACAGAAUGUUGUUAAUUUAAGAGCAAAUACAGGAAGUAGGAUGUUUAGCAUUUAUACAAUUGGUUGCAAUUUCAGAUAGUACUAUAGCUUCCUUCAUAUUUAGAGAUUCCUUUAUAUAUUCUUCUGACUUUCUGGCCCAAACAUUCUAGUCCUGUUGCUAUCUUUUUCCAUGCACUUUGUAGGCUGGUCACAUCAUCUGUGCCUUGCCACUCCACCCCCUCUAUGAGGUUCCGAUCAGAGUGCUAAUGUGCUAAACUGACAGUGUUACAAUGAGGCACAUUCAUUUACACUAUAAUUUAUUAUUAUCAUAAUACUGCUAAAUAAUACAGGCUCCUACAAAUACCAAAAUAGCAUUCAGCUCCAGAUGAUGCUCAGAAUUUCCAGAAAAGGAGCAGCCAAUUAGGAUGAAGGUACUAACUUGAAUCACCUAUUGAAAUCCAUACCCGUUUACCUUUUCAUAUCUGUAAGAGACAUACGGAAACACACCUGUCAUGCACUCACGCUGAUUUGACACGCAGGCAUUCUGCCAGUCUAUGGAGGGAGGAUACCAGUAAUAGUAUUAAUAUAAAAUGUUUUAUUCUGAAUGCUUUUAAUACCAUAAAUCCAUAUUUAUAUUUAUACAAAAACAAACACACACACAGAAUAGAGAAACAAGUACCACAAGAAGAAUGUGUAAAUAUAUAUGUUGCUAGAAACCUUGUAACUGUUGGAUUGAUAUGAUAAACAAGUGUCACUCUAAAAAGUACAACGUUUCUGUUUCCCUCUAAACUGGAGUUGUAGGCUAAACCGUAUAAGUCUUGCCCCUGUCCAUGGAUCAGAUUUACUCCAGUAGAAUCAUACUCUGUAUACACAACAGCUUUCUGGGAACACUGAAGGUAAACAAGAAGGGGCUCUAAGCAGAGUAUUUUGCUGCAUUCAUAAUUAUCGAAAAUGUCUAUGCUGCUGCAGAAUUAAAAGGCUCAGCAAAACAUUUUUGUGUUGCUCUUGCAACUUUAUACAGUUAUUGCUAAGGGCUUACAAACCAUAGCUUUUGUAUCAACGUUCAAGGUAUUUUGUUAACAAAACUAAUUUGGCCAUCAUUCUAGGAAUAGGGCCUCUUUGCCACAGAGAUAAGGUGUGUGCCACUUCUAUAUACAAACUCCUGUGCGUAUAUAAGAGUAAUGGCAUACUAAAUUUUACAGUAGCCUUGCUUUAGGAGCCAGCAUUGGUUGAAAUGCAUACAGAAGACAUUGGCUUACCUCUUUACAUUUAUUAGAGGAUUCUAGUUGGAGCACUUGUUAGCUGUAAAAAAAAAAACACUUUUAAACAACAGAUUUCCAGUUCGUAUUCAUCAUAAAGAAUCAUAAAGAAUUUGGAGCCUAAUAUCAAAGACAAGCCCUUGGACUUAAUGAGCAAUAACAGGGGGUACACAUUAUUACAGUAGCUGUAAGUGACAUUAAUGUUUAUUCAUUGCUCCACCUUAAACAUUCCUGAUUUACUGGGAGCAGGAGGCACAUUGUAAUUAAUAGUUUGGCUGUCAAUGUGGCAUCUGAACUUUUCAGAUUUGAACUUUAUGCCAUUCUGUUAUGACUAUAGCUUUCUUGGACUAUAUUAUUGCAUUUGUCAGCUAUGAUAUUUGUCCCAGAAGCGAUGGUUAUAUCCUGGGUGCAUUACUGCCUGAGGUACAAAUCAGUGGUUGGCACCAUCUCUACAAGUGGUUUGAAAAUCUCUUGCUUUCUUUCUGUAACUCUCUCCGGUUAUGCUGUGGUACUCUCCCAUGGACAUAUUAUUGCAGUGUUAAUAAACCUGUUUUAUGGCAAA